This is a messenger RNA of Penicillium nucicola, 813 nucleotides long. RefSeq names its product Short-chain dehydrogenase/reductase SDR. Bases 1 to 813 code for a protein of 270 amino acids. Gene Ontology annotation, molecular function: oxidoreductase activity, acting on the CH-OH group of donors, NAD or NADP as acceptor. Lineage: Eukaryota; Fungi; Ascomycota; Eurotiomycetes; Eurotiales; Aspergillaceae. The transcript is spliced from 5 exons. The record is from RefSeq and is a predicted model, not a curated record.
AUGUCUUCCUAUCUUAUCACUGGUGCCAGUCGUGGUCUCGGAUUUCAAUUCGUUCGGCAUCUUGCUCAGAAUCCAGAGAACACCGUCAUCGGUCUGGUCCGAAACAAGGCUGCUGCUGAAGCAAAGGCCAAAGAAGAGGGACUCCAUAAUGUUCACAUGGUGGAGGCUCAGUACACUGAUCUACCAUCCCUCAAGGCAGCCGCAGAAGUUGUCAAAGGGAUCACUGGUGGGAGCUUGGACUAUCUAAUUAACAAUGCCGCCGUUAUGUCUAAAAUCAGUGAAUUCAAAUCGCUGGGUGACUUCGAGGAUGACUUCGAGACUCUGGAAAAGGACCUCCAAGAAUCACUAGACGUCAAUAUGAUGGCUGUCAUCAAGUCAAUUCACGCCUUUAUGCCUCUAAUCCUCAAGGGAAAUGCCAAAAAGGUCCUCACUAUCUCCACUGGAAUGGCCGAUAUCGACCUGAUCAAUGCAACUGAAGUCGAAUUUGGCGCCCCAUACGCUAUCAGCAAGGCUGCUGUCAAUGUCGCCAUUGCGAAAUACAAUGCCCUGUACAAAAAGGACGGUGUUCUUUUCCUCGCCGUCAGCCCUGGAUAUGUAGCAACCGAGCGAAACAAUGCGGGCGCGCCUGAAGGCGAGGAGGGAAAGAUAGCUAUUCUUGUGCAAAAGUUUGUGGAGUAUGCACCGCACUUUACGCGACAGUUGACUCCUGAAGAAGCAGUCAUUGCUGUUCUGUCCGUUAUGGACAACGCCUCAAUUGCAAAUGGCGAUGGUGGUGCGUUUAUAUCGCAUCACGGGAACAAGCAGUGGCUGUAA